UGGCAAUGAAGAGUCUACAGAAAUGAUAUGGGUAAAUCUAUGUAAUUCCUCGGAUAUUAGGGACCUCCUUUCGUAAAUAUCCCUUAUUUUUGCUGGAUCUACCAAGAAAACCAAUACAGACUCGAGAAAAUUUCCCUGAAAAAAAAAAAUCUCUCUUUAGUCUUUGGCAAGUGAAAAAAAAAAAAAAAAGAAAUCAAAUUUUAUAUUGAAUCCCUGUAAAUUCGCCAAAAGGCUCAAAACCCAUCAAAUUCUUACAUCCUCCUGGAAUGGAUUUUAGUCAGCCUCCAGGUGAAAAUUAUGCCAACCCCAAGACGUGUUUCUUUCAUGUUCUUUUCAAGGCUGCAGCAUUGGCGUUUUACAUCCUUUCUGCUCUCUUUUUCGACAACUUUGUGAUCAUUUUUGUUGUGACUGUUCUUCUUUCUGCUCUUGAUUUUUGGGUGGUUAAGAAUGUAAGCGGACGUAUAUUAGUUGGUUUGAGGUGGUGGAACGAAAUUAAUGAUCUUGGUGAAAGUGUGUGGAAAUUUGAAAGUCUUGACCAAGAGUCAUUGGCCCGGAUGAACAAAAAAGAUUCAUGGCUGUUCUGGUGGACCCUUUACCUUUCAGCGGUUGCUUGGAUUGUGCUUGGAAUAUUCUCUCUCAUAAGGUUUCAAGCUGAUUAUCUCCUUGUUGUUGGAGUUUGUUUGACUCUCAGCAUUGCAAAUAUUGUUGGCUUCACCAAAUGUCGCAAAGAUGCCAAGAAGCAGAUUCAACAGUUUGCCUCCCAGACUAUUGCCUCAAGAGUUUCUUCCACUAUACAAUCAGCAUUUAGUGUUGUCUGAAAUAGCCAAUAGUAAAAUACAAGAAUAACAAGGAAGAAAAUGCACUCAUAAACGGGAAGUUGAGAAGUAUGGCAUGUACAAAUCAAUCGAAUUGGCCAUUUUUGUGAACUAGGGGUUACAAAUCAAAUGUCAUUUACAGUACCUCUAAAUCUAAUGCUUUGUAUAAUGAAAUAAUGAAUCACUCAGAAAAAGUUUGUACAACAAUCAUCUUUCACUUACAGAGUACAUUUUAGUGGGCUGUAUAAUGACCCUACAAUCUUC
This is a messenger RNA of Durio zibethinus, 1079 nucleotides long. Its product is annotated as golgi apparatus membrane protein-like protein ECHIDNA protein. The record is from RefSeq and is a predicted model, not a curated record. Lineage: Eukaryota; Viridiplantae; Streptophyta; Magnoliopsida; Malvales; Malvaceae. Gene Ontology annotation, biological process: vesicle-mediated transport; protein secretion. Gene Ontology annotation, cellular component: Golgi membrane.